AUGAACACUGGCACGCAGAAGGCCCCCAAGACCCCCAAACCAACGGCCUCGGUGCCAAUCGUGCAAAAUAAACGCUGGCCCCCAAUGGCGAACCGCAACGCCCUUCCAUACAAACUCACGCACAUGUCGAAAGAGAAGCUGGCUCGUGAAGCCACUGCUCCCGACCCCGAUCUUCGCCGCUGCGUCGCUCACUUCCGCCUGCACUGCGGCUCUGUCCUGUGGACUGAAAAUGAUAUGAAGUCUCGCAUCAGUUCCUUCGAUUUUGAGGACACCGACGAGGAGGACGAGAUGGACGAAAUGAAAAACACAGAACUCCCAGUUCUGAAGAACAGGGCCCCGGCCAACGAGACUCCGGUUCAAGUCGCCGAACAAAUAUCCCGCAAUCCACAGCCUGUCGCUGUUGCCGCUCCUCCAGCUGUUGCCGCUCCAGCAUCAUCACCGUCUCCUGAAAAUUCAUCCGAGCAUGGUUUUUUGGAAAAAGGUCGCAAUUGUCUUGAGGCGACCUCCAAACACCUCUGGACAGGAGGGUCUUGCAUCGUUUCCCCCAUGGCGGGUUAA
Molecule: messenger RNA, 558 nt
Organism: Penicillium paradoxum
Lineage: Eukaryota; Fungi; Ascomycota; Eurotiomycetes; Eurotiales; Aspergillaceae
Exons: 1
Coding region: 1-558 (185 amino acids)
Source: RefSeq, a predicted model, not a curated record